AUGCUUCAAAUGCGCCAGACCCGCCAUCAAAAUGGGCAGAGUCUGAGGCCGAGCUGGACGGGCUUACUACAUCGCGAAAAGAAGCAGCUCACUUCUUCUUCCAGCCUCCGUGCUGGCGCCCGUGCUGUACCCAGAAGUGUUGGUGCCAAUUUCCAGGCCUCCGAGUUUACACGGCCUGCGCUCCCGGUCGAAGUGCCAACGCGCUGCCCAGGCUCGGCAGUCCCGCCGAGGCGACCCGCAGCCGCCCUGCCGAGCAGCUCGGCCGGCGGGCUCGGCCACGGUGCCCGACUCCGCGGUGCCGUCGGCACGAGGGGAGCUGGACGAGGAGGGGGGGAGGAGGAGGAGGAGGAGGAGGAGGAGUAG
Molecule: messenger RNA, 363 nt
Organism: Prorocentrum cordatum
Lineage: Eukaryota; Dinophyceae; Prorocentrales; Prorocentraceae
Source: the annotation of a GenBank genome assembly